GCAGCCCCCGUCAAAUACAACUGAUAAGGAGCAAGCCGCCUAUUCAGCCGCCCGUCCCUCGCCAAAAGCGACACGGAACUCUGGGACAGAGCCUACGACAGUCUGAAGGGAAACGACUCUGAUCUCCUUGAUCGGUACGAAAAGACAUUGUCGGGCCACCUAAGGGGCGGCGAUGAGCACGCGGUGUCUUCCAGCAACAUGGUCGCGCAGUCGGACCCGGAGCAGAGACAAGUGCAAAUGGGAGAGGUUUUGAAGGCGUGGCUCAGCGACGGCGGCGAUGCCGAGGGCACACAGCCUGAGCCUGGGUCUCUGAGAGGAGUUAUGCGGCGUCUGGUCAACAAAAGUCCAGGCUGUUCUCUGCUUUGGGUCGCCGCCUGCCUUAGUAUCGAGGCGACAGUUUGCCGUGGUCCGAAAACCGAGGUACUCGGCCCGGGAAUGAUCUCGCUCACCUCCAAGUUGGAAUGGCUCGAAGGUGUCCUUGUCACAGGUUUCGCAGGGGGUAACAUAGAGGCGCAGCUCCGACAACUGCUCGACGAGGGAGACGGCCACCAGGAAGCGCAGACAGAGGAGGACGAGCAGGGGACCGAAGAGUUAGAGGGAGAAAGCCAGACGAGACGGGCCAAGUCGACGGCGGGAGAGUGCGAGCUAGAAAGCCAGAAAGAGGAUGACGGGUCGGCAACACGGCAGUCUGAAGCGCCUGAACAAGAAGACCAGGCAGAAGAGGAUAAGGUGACAGACGAAGCCCAGAAAGAGAAGCAGACAGCGGGUCUCCUCGGCAAGCCUCACCCUACUCAUCUGGAGCCACCUCCAAAAAGCAGCUUCGGCAACAUGUCAGAUAUGCUGUAUGACUGGGCCGCUCAAACCCCGGAGUAUCAACAACUGGAUCAGCGACAACAGCUGCCAAGUGCUUUGGGUGAUGGGCGAUACUGGUGUCGGCAAGACCACACUGCUCUCGGCCAUCGUACGGAGGCUUCAAGAUGCCCCCGGAAAGAACGUGGCCUACUGUUUUCCCUCCCAACUACCACCAAGAUUGGCGAGAUUCAGGCACCGAAACCAUAA
This is a messenger RNA of Gaeumannomyces tritici R3-111a-1, 1059 nucleotides long. RefSeq lists its product as hypothetical. Bases 199 to 1059 code for a protein of 286 amino acids. Lineage: Eukaryota; Fungi; Ascomycota; Sordariomycetes; Magnaporthales; Magnaporthaceae. The record is from RefSeq and is a predicted model, not a curated record. The transcript is spliced from 3 exons.